AUGCCACAACUUCACCCGCUACCUGCCCUUGAUCCAUCUUCCGGUAAAUCACAUCACAAAGGCAGCCCUCCCACCAGCUUCCAGAAUCCAUGGCCAUCGUGGCCCGCGCAACACGGCAGUCCGCUAGACCUCCUGAAGACGAGGUUUGGAAACCGUCCGCCAUACAUUCCUGUCCCAGAUGAUCGCUCCGAACUCGUUCAGGUGCUCAAGCCAGAUUUCAGUCCUCCCUCGGCACGCUCCUCAUUCAAAGUGACCUGGAUCGGCCAUGCAUCUUUCUUGAUUCAGGUGGCAGUACCUGGCGAGUCGCGAGCCGUGAACGUGCUACUUGAUCCAGUCUUCUCCGAACGUACAUCGCCUGUCACAUUCUUGGGACCCAAGCGGUACACACCGACACCGUGUUCGAUAGAGGCGCUGCUAGAUGCUGUGCCGAUCGAUGUGGUUUGUGUCAGCCACAACCACUACGACCAUGCCGAUACAUCAACUCUGAGCACUAUCUUCAAGCACCGCGGACGUGACGUGGUAUUCUGUGUCGCUCUGGGCAAUUCGCGCUGGCUCACACCACUCGGCAUCCCGAAAAGCCAGAUAUGGGAAGCAGACUGGUGGGACCAGGUUGAUGUCUCGCUUCAGCAGGGCAAAGGCGACGCCAGUAGCUCAAUCUCGUCACUAAGCACAUCGAGGGCCUCAUCAUCCCUCCGCAUCACCUGCACGCCCUGUCAGCACGCCUCCGCCCGAACUCCCUUCGACAAGAACUGCGACCUCUGGUGCAGCUUUGCCCUCCGCAUCCCCAAACCAGACGGCUCUCACAGCAGCAUCUACUUCUCCGGCGACACCGGCUAUCGCACGAUCCCCUCACACCCAGAUCCAUACCCCAUAGAAGACCUAGACAACCUACCGAACUGUCCAGCAUUCGCCCGAAUCGGCGAGCUCCUCGGCCCAUUCGCCCUCGCCCUGCUUCCCAUCGGCCUAUGCCAUCCGCGCCACUUCAUGAGCUCAGUGCACUGCAGCGCAGAGGACUCAAUGUGCAUACAUCGGGACGUCAAGGCGAAGCGCAGCGUGGGUAUGCAUUAUGGUACGAUCAGGGGUGGGUUGAGUCAAUACUACGAGGACGUGCGGCUGCCGCCGAAGGAGUGGAGGGAGGAGGCGGAGAGGCUGAAGUUGAGGUGGAGAGGGGAGAGUGAGGAUUGGGAGGUUGGGCUGAUGGAUGUUGGGGAGAGUUUGACUAUGUAG
Molecule: messenger RNA, 1227 nt
Organism: Cyphellophora attinorum
Lineage: Eukaryota; Fungi; Ascomycota; Eurotiomycetes; Chaetothyriales; Cyphellophoraceae
Product: N-acyl-phosphatidylethanolamine-hydrolyzing phospholipase D
Exons: 1
Coding region: 1-1227 (408 amino acids)
Biological process (GO): N-acylphosphatidylethanolamine metabolic process; N-acylethanolamine metabolic process
Cellular component (GO): cytoplasm; membrane-bounded organelle
Molecular function (GO): N-acylphosphatidylethanolamine-specific phospholipase D activity
Source: RefSeq, a predicted model, not a curated record